AUGAGGAAGAAGGUCAUGUGGAGUAAAAUUGCGCAGUGUUUGAGAGACCAAGGCUACAACUUUACCCCAGAUCAAGUAGCAGGACGGUGGAAAACCAUUACAAGAGCUUACAAGAACACUAAAGAUCACAACAACAAAAGUGGAAACUCAAGAAAAACAUAUGAAUAUGACACUGAACUUGAUGAAUUAAUGGGUGAUUGUCCAACUGUGAAUCCUCCACAUCUGCAAAGUUCCAGGAAAUCAGCUAGUCAAACAAUUGAAUCUGAAGAAUGCAGUGAUACUGAUGUGGAAAGUCAGUCGCCACGAGAAAAAAAACCAAGAAAAUCCAAUUCUUCAGAAAUUUUGGAAUUUCUUCGACUACAUGCUGCACAGCAAAAGGAACGCCAAAAAGAGGAAGGCGCACGAAAAGAGAAAAUGCAUGCUGACAAGCUUUCCCUGCUUUCAAAUCUAGUGUCUGCUAUAAACAAAUCCAAACCUGACAAUUAA
Molecule: messenger RNA, 486 nt
Organism: Pecten maximus
Lineage: Eukaryota; Metazoa; Mollusca; Bivalvia; Pectinida; Pectinidae
Exons: 1
Coding region: 1-486 (161 amino acids)
Source: RefSeq, a predicted model, not a curated record